Messenger RNA from Sinocyclocheilus rhinocerous, 2207 nucleotides. It is a transcript of the gene frmd5a, whose product is annotated as FERM domain containing 5a. Gene Ontology annotation, cellular component: cytoskeleton. The record is from RefSeq and is a predicted model, not a curated record. The transcript is spliced from 14 exons. Gene Ontology annotation, molecular function: cytoskeletal protein binding. The coding region runs from base 245 to 1963 and encodes 572 amino acids. NCBI's taxonomy places the organism in Eukaryota, Metazoa, Chordata, Actinopteri, Cypriniformes, Cyprinidae. Gene Ontology annotation, biological process: actomyosin structure organization.
UACUGUCUGCUCGUAACCACAGCGACUUAAUCUGGAGCUGGAUGCGUUCUGGAGGAACCUGUUCGCGAUAACAGAAAAUAAAACACUCAGCCGAACAUCUGCAGCGUUCAUGUCAUCGGAUAAAGAUGCCGUCGGCUUCGGUUAGCUCGUUUCACCUGGGCGACCGGAGAGUUUGGUCGAUGUGACAUUGCUUGAGCUUUUUGUUCUGGUCCCGGACGCAGAGCAGCGAUCGUGCUCUGGGAAGAUGUUGAGUCGGCUGAUGAGUGGCAGCGUCAGAAGCCUGGAGCGAGAAUACUUGUGCACGGUCAGACUGCUGGAUGAUACGGAGUAUACCUGCACCAUUCAGAGGGAUGCCAAAGGCCAGUAUUUGUUCGACCUCAUCUGCCACCAUCUAAACCUGCUGGAGAAGGACUAUUUUGGCAUUAGAUAUGUCGAUCCGGAUAAGCAACGGCACUGGCUGGAGUUCACCAAGUCAAUUUCUAAGCAGAUGAAAUCACAACCUCCAUUCACCAUGUGUCUGCGGGUAAAGUUCUACCCACCAGAUCCUGCUGCUCUAAAGGAGGAGAUCACCAGGUAUCUCGUCUUCCUGCAGAUCAAAAGAGAUCUGUACCACGGUCGUCUGCUCUGCAAAACGUCUGACGCUGCCAUGUUGGCAGCUUACAUCUUACAAGCUGAGAUUGGAGACUACGACCCAGGAAAGCAUCCAGAGGGCUACAGCUCAAAGUUCCAGUUCUUCCCCAAGCACUCGGAGAAGCUGGAAAGAAGGAUUGCAGAGAUUCACAAGACCGAGUUAAUAGGUCAAACUCCAGAAACAGCUGAGCUGAAGUUCCUGCAGAAAGCAGAAAUGCUUGAAACAUACGGCGUGGAUCCUCAUCCGUGCAAGGAUGUAUCUGGUAACCCGGCUUUCCUCGCCUUCACCCCGUUCGGUUUUGUCGUGCUUCAGGGGAACAAAAGAGUCCAUUUCCUCAAGUGGGACGAGGUGACCAAACUGAAGUUUGAGGGAAAGACAUUCCAUAUAUAUGCAAAUCAGAAGGAGGACAAAAAGAUCAUCUUGACAUACUUUGCACCAACUCCAGAGGCCUGCAAGCACCUUUGGAAAUGCGGUGUUGAAAAUCAAGCCUUCUACAAGCUGGAGAAGUCGAGCCAGGUUCGUACGGUGUCCAGCAGUAACCUGUUCUUCAAGGGGAGUCGUUUCCGCUACAGUGGAAGAGUAGCCAAAGAGGUAAUGGAGCAGAGUGCAAAAAUUAAACGGGAACCUCCAGAAAUACACAGGGCUGGCUUGGUGCCCAGCAGAAGCUGUCCAUCCAUCACGCAUGGGCCGCGGCUGAGCAGUGUCCCGCGGACCCGCCGGAGAGCCGUACACAUAUCCAUCAUGGAAGGUCUGGAAUCCUUGCGGGACAGCGCCCACUCCACUCCCGUGCGCUCCAUGUCCCACGGCGACUCCUUCAUCCCACGUUCGCGGAGCCAGGCGACGGACUCCGGCGAUGGGACGGCAGUCAUCUCCGAUGAGACCUACAGUCCCUCCGACAGCGUGCUGCCCACACCAGUGGCCGAGCACAGCCUGGAGAUGGCAGUCUCACGCCAGAUCAACGGCGCCCCCUGCAGCAUCGAGGAGGAGAAAGAGUCUGAGGCGGCCACGCCCACCGUGGGCGACAUGGCCGAGUUAGGAGCGGACAGUAGGGCGGUGGGCCCCGUGCAGAGCGCAGGCGCGCUCAGCGAGACGGAACAGGUGAAUAAGUUUGUUUUAAGUGUACUCCGUCUGCUCCUUGUGACCAUUGGACUCCUCUUUGUCUUGCUCCUCCUCCUCAUCAUCCUCACUGAGUCCGACCUUGACAUUGCAUUUUUACGUGAUAUCCGCCAGACCCCCGAGUUUGAGCAGUUCCAUUACGAAUACUUUUGUCCCCUCAGACGGUGGUUUGCCUGCAAGCUCCGCUGGGCGGGCGGACUGCUCAUUAACAAGUGAAAAUGAGGCACUAAAGCUCGUAAAGCCUCCCUUGUUGGGGUCGAGAAGACGCUAAACACGUGGAGAGAGAGAGAGAGAGACGGAGGGCAUCGACCUGUCCCAUGAACCCAGCUUCUUUCAUGACACUCUUGCUGACACACGGUGGACCACCAGGCCCACAGCUCCUCUUCUCUUCCACUUUUAGUUUUUUCUCCCCCGUCCAUUUUUACACCUUUAUUUUUGUUGUCUUUUUUAUUUUUAUUUU